Molecule: messenger RNA, 1214 nt
Organism: Drosophila sulfurigaster albostrigata
Lineage: Eukaryota; Metazoa; Arthropoda; Insecta; Diptera; Drosophilidae
Gene: Cpr49Ah
Product: endocuticle structural glycoprotein SgAbd-2
Exons: 2
Coding region: 419-997 (192 amino acids)
Cellular component (GO): chitin-based extracellular matrix
Molecular function (GO): structural constituent of chitin-based larval cuticle
Source: RefSeq, a predicted model, not a curated record
GAGCAAAAAGCUUGGCUAAAAGCAGCAUCUACGCUUAUGGCAAUUGCAACUACUCGCAAGCAAUGUAUCUGUAUCUGUAUCUGUGGCCAAUAGUCGUGUUAGUGUGGGUUCGUGCUGCGAACUACGAUCUGCAAGCUGCGAGCGCAGGAGACAAAGUCGUAGUCGUAGUCGUAGUCGAAGCCGCGACUACUAUAUAAAGCUCUUAAAUAGGGCCGCCGCUGCACAGUUCGAUCCGUUGCAGCUUUCACUUACCACAGCCAAACGGGCAACGGAGCAAUCGCGCAACUUCUGCAACUUCAACUGCAACUGCAACUGCAACUUAAGGCAGAGUGAUCAAGUGGCACAUCGCAAACUGUAAACUGUGAAUGACAAUUACAACACAAGUUCGCAAGUGAACAAUCUAUCAACAUUACAUAAAAUGAAAGUGCUUAUACUCAUCUCGCUGCUCGCUUUGUCGUGCCACGCCCAGCAUCAGCACCAGCAUCAGCAUCAUGCACACCUCAAUGCGAAUAACAUUCCACGCGACGAGAAGCCAGAUCACCGUCAUGAGGAUCCUCGCGAGACCAGCACCUGGAUUCCCAUUCUGAAGUACAACAAGGAGCAGAGCGAGGAUGGCAGCUACAAGACCGAAUACGAGACGGGCAACAAUAUUGUGCACGAGGAGACGGGCUUCCUCAAGGACUUCGAGACCAAUCCGAAUGGAGUGCUUGUCCAGCAUGGACAAUAUUCGUAUCAAUCUCCAGAGGGUACUCUGGUCAAUGUGCAGUACACAGCCGAUGAGAAUGGCUUCCGUGCCACCGGGGAUCACAUACCCACACCACCCGCCAUACCGGAGGAGAUUCAGAAGGGACUUGAUCAAAUCUAUGCGGGCAUUAAGCUGCAGCAGGAGCGAUUGGAGCAGCGGGCCAAGAACGAUCCUGCUUUUGCCAAGAAACUCGAGGAGCGACGAGUUGCCAAUCAGAAUGGUCAAUACAUUGGCCUGCUAGAGAACCAAUAGAGAGUGCACCAAUAGAGAGAGAGAGAGCGCCGUAGAACCUAAACCUCAACCAGGAAAUCAAGUGCUGCACAUAAUUCGAGAAUUCUUCCAAAUUGAUGCGAAAGAAAGACUGUGAUUUCUGAUAUCAAAUGCAAAUUGAAAUUAACAUAUUCCUGGAAAUUCGCACGUAACACAUAAAUCAAAAAAAAAAAAACUAAUCAAAAUACUUCAGCACAAA